Molecule: messenger RNA, 829 nt
Organism: Culex quinquefasciatus (southern house mosquito)
Lineage: Eukaryota; Metazoa; Arthropoda; Insecta; Diptera; Culicidae
Product: antigen 5 like allergen Cul n 1
Exons: 1
Coding region: 24-797 (257 amino acids)
Source: RefSeq, a predicted model, not a curated record
AUCAUUCUCAACUCCCUACCAAGAUGACCGCGAAGUUCGAGCUGCUUCUGCUGGCGCUGUUCGGUUCCGUCGCCCUGGUGCUCUGCCAGGAGGACUACUGCAAUCCGGACCUGUGCGAGUCCGGGGUGACCCACAUCGGUUGCAACGCCAAGAACGAACUGUCGUCCGAGUGCGUCGAGGCGUCCAAGUUUACGUUCGACGACAAGCUGAAGAAGGUGCUGCUGGACGAGCACAACAACUACCGGAACCAGGUGGCCAAGAAGGAGCUCAAGUGGCUACCGAGGGCGUCCAACAUGGUGCGAAUGGAUUGGGACGACGAUCUGGCUUACCUGGCCGAGCUGAACGUCAACAAGUGCGAGUUCGAGCACGACAAGUGCCACAACACCAAGAAGUACCCGGAUUCCGGCCAGAACAUCGCCAUGUACGGAAGCAGUGAAGACACCGUCGACGCGGAGGCAACGCUGAAGAAGCUGGUUCAGGAGUGGUGGGACGAGCGUCACUUCGCCGGUCCCAAGCUGAUCAAGAAGUUGUACAUGAAGGAGAAGGCACUGCACUUUACGAUGCUGGUCCGGUCGAACGCAAGUCGGGUGGGUUGUGCCAUGAUCAAGUACAAGAAGGGGGACAAUACGUGGGUUCAGCUGGUGUGCAACUACUCGUACACGAACAUGAUCGGGACGCCGGUGUACGGGCACGGACAGGCCUGUUCGGGGUGCACGGCCGGUUGCGAUAAGGAGUUUGACGGGCUGUGCGUUAAGGAUGAGCCGGUGGAUGUUGGGGCGGUAGCGCCAGCGGCUUAGGUUUGGGCGGGAUAAAAUUCGGUAAGAAUUGG